CGCUUGUCGCUGAACCCUGCCCCUCGCCUCGAAAUUCUCGUCGCUUCAAUGCGUUGAUACUUAUAUUAAUGGUCAUACAGGCCGUCGAGGUCGGUCCGGUCAACGGGCAGGAGGGGCCGUGCCUGCUCCUCCUGACGCACGUCUCGCUAGACCCCCGUGCCUUCAACGAAUGGCUCUACCGCGUGGAGCUGGACUGGGUCGUCCAGCGCGUGUGGUGGCUACCAGCAGCUUACCCAGCGACGCCACUACCAGCAGCAGCAGAAGGCACAGGAGGCGCCGAUGGGGCCACCGCCGCAGCGGCGCUGCCCUACAUAACCUACAGAGGCCCCGAGGCUCUGAAGGAGGCGGUGCGGGCGGCGGUGGCGGCGGCGGCGUUUUGCAGCGGUGGCGGCGCCGCUAGUGAUAGUGACGGCGGUGACAACGAUGGCGUGGGGGUGCGGCUGCAGGUGUACCCACGCACCAUGGAGACGCCGAUGGCGGAGCUUCUUCGCGGCGUUGUGGCCCUGGAGUUGGACCGGCCCUCGCACGUCUUGUCCGUCAUCCAAUGGCCUUCGGAGGCAGUGGCGGCGGCGGCGGCGGCGCUGGCAGCGGCGGAGGCGGAUCACUCUCGCCUAGCCAAGUCGCAUGACAAGCAACAGAAGCACUCGCAGCAGCUGGCGGAGCAGCUUCAAGGAGUUGCGGACACGCUGCGGGCGGCGGGCGCAGUGGGGCUGACGGAUGAGGAGGUGGCGGCGGCCGAGGCGGAGGCAGCGGGGGCCUCGGAAGAUGCCAAGAAGGACGGGAAAGCAGGUGGCAAGCCGGGCGGAAGAGGCGCCGCCGGGCGGCCUGGAAAGGGGAAUAAAGGCAACAGCACGGCGGCUGGGGCUGGGGGUGGAGGUGACGGAGGCGGUGGGGGUGACGAUGGAGCCGCAACGCUGCCGCUGCCGGUGUUGGAUGCGGUUGCAGCCAUUGCCGAUCCCACGGAGCGAUGGCGGACCGCUACGGCGCGGGCGGCGCUGGAGCGGCGGCGGCUGCAGGAGCGGGAGGUGCGGCGCGCGGCGGUGGCGGCGCGCUGUGCGGCGGAGCACGCAGAGCGCGCGGCGGACCUGGCAGCGGCGGAGGCGGUUGCGGAGUACUCGUUCGGGCUGGUGCCGGCGGCGGGGCACUACAGCUACGGCAACGAGCGGGAAAAGAAGAUGCCGGGGCAGCUGUGCCGCGCGGCCGGCAAGCUGCGCGAGGCACUCAUCACCGUGUUGGGCAGCGCGCACCUGCCGCCCGGCCUGGCCGCCGUGGACGUGGGCGCCGCGCCCGGCGGCUGGUCGCAGCAGCUCGCCGCCGCAGGCGCCCGCCUCGUCGUCUCCAUUGACCCCGCUGAGCUCGACCCCGCUGUCGCAGCCCUGCCCAACCUGGUGCACCUGCAGUGCAAGUGCGACCAGGCGGUCAGCUCGGGCCGCCUGGCGGCGGCGCUCGCCGCCGGCGGCUGCGCCGCCAUUGACUACCUGGUGUGCGACGUCAACGCGCACCCGGGCGACGCCUACGGAAUGUUGGAGCCGGUGUUGCCGCUGCUGGGGCCGGGCGGUGUGCUGAUCCUGACGCUCAAGACGUUUGGGCGCGGCAAGCACAAGGACGGCUUCGGGGCGGAGCUGGCGGCAAAGCUGGCCCCGGCGGGGUUCGCGCCGGGGUCGCUGCUGUGGCUCCUCAACAACACGCCCUGCGAGCGCACCUAUGUCGCCUGCAAGCGCGCGGCGGCGGCCGUGGGGGCGGGACCAGGGCCAGGGCCGGCGGCGGGGGCGGGGACGGAAGGGACGGCUGUUGCGGCGGUGUAAGGACGCGGGCGUGAGGGCGCGGGCGCGAGUUGGCGAACACGGUUACCAGCUGGGCCCCUGCGUACGGCUGCUGCUGUGGUGUGCGGGUGGCGUCAGGUUGGCAGCUGGCCUCAUGGCUGUAGUGUCUCCUUGGCGACACUCGGCAACAAGCAACAAGCAACAACUGGCUCGGUGGCACACGGCACCACAGUCUUGUAACUAUUCUCGCUGUCGUGGCACCGGCUGUUCAGGGGGGCUGAUUGCAGGAUGUGUCUCUGGUGCUGCUAGGUGAGUAGCAGGCAGGCAUACUGCAGUUGCGUAGUUGUUGCUGGGGCCAGAACUACAGAAGCAGACAGGCAGUCAAUGACAGUUGGCGCACGAGACAGCACGAGAGGACGUA
Molecule: messenger RNA, 2184 nt
Organism: Chlamydomonas reinhardtii
Lineage: Eukaryota; Viridiplantae; Chlorophyta; Chlorophyceae; Chlamydomonadales; Chlamydomonadaceae
Exons: 3
Coding region: 69-1805 (578 amino acids)
Biological process (GO): methylation
Molecular function (GO): methyltransferase activity
Source: RefSeq, a predicted model, not a curated record